This is a messenger RNA of Stegostoma tigrinum, 2100 nucleotides long. RefSeq names its product urotensin-2 receptor 2 (gene ogfod3). The record is from RefSeq and is a predicted model, not a curated record. Bases 326 to 1348 code for a protein of 340 amino acids. The transcript is spliced from 10 exons. Lineage: Eukaryota; Metazoa; Chordata; Chondrichthyes; Orectolobiformes; Stegostomatidae. Gene Ontology annotation, cellular component: membrane. Gene Ontology annotation, molecular function: iron ion binding; L-ascorbic acid binding; oxidoreductase activity, acting on paired donors, with incorporation or reduction of molecular oxygen.
ACCCAAAGCACAUUGCUCUACCCUCCCUGAAAAGGUUCCAGAGUUUUGUUUUGUUUUGCAUUCCCAUUUGUUCUGCCCAAGUUUACCCAGUUGCCCCUCCAGGCUAAAUACUUGCAUUCUGCAUGAGCAAGAUUAAAUGGUCAUUAGCCAGGCUUGCUGCAUUCACAAAGCCGUCGCUCUGCAGGGUGAACUGCUGCGUUCAUUUGGAUGCAAAACUGAGGUUAGGUUCCAGCUGUUGCCCGAGAUCCCCCCUGCAGCAGCUCGAUUGAUUACGGCUGGUGUAGGCAGUACAAACGGUAGCUCCACAUCCCCUCCCUAAUGCACCAUGUCGGCCCUGAAGAGAGCAACCUCCAGGAAGGCGGAAGAGAAAAUCAGCGGCGGCCCAGUAAAGGAGUCAGGCCGCCCGAGUAUGAGAAAGAACAAAUCCACGCAUGCACUGUGGUGGAAGUGGUUCAUAAUUCUGACAUCUACCACGUUUAUUGCUUUUUGUGUGGUCUUGCUUUGGGAUUAUCUACACAAGAACGAUUUUAAAGAGGUGCUUGCACGCCAGGCUGAUGUUUUGGAUGGAAUAUUUUUUGAGAUACCAUGCUCCAAAGAUUAUGAAAAUUACAAGCGAUUUCCAGGCUGUACUCCAACAAAAUGUGGGAGGGCCGUGAAAGAUACAGUAGUAAAUCGAGAAGAGGCAGAAAAGCUGUUACGUAUAGCAAAGAAAGGGCUGUCCUUAGGAGGAUCAGAUGGUGGGGCCUCCAUUCUAGAUUUGCACUCUGGAGCACUAUCAAUGGGGAAACAGUUUGUUAAUAUUUAUAGGUACUUUGGAGAGCAAAUAAAGGAUAUAUUUGAUAAAGAAGACUUCGCACUAUACAGUGAUGUGCGAGGGCGUAUUCAGCAAGUAAUAGCUCAAUCAUUCGGGAUUGACCCGACUCGUCUGCAUCUCACAAAACCCACCUUUUUCUCAAGGAUGAACAAUACUGAAGCCAAGACAAUGCAUGAUGAGUAUUGGCAUCCUCACAUUGACAAGCUUUCCUUGAAAAAUUUUAUUGGAAGAAAACUUAAAUUGAGGACUCCUGCUCUUAUUACAAGAGAAAUGGUGACAUAUGGAUCAUUUGACUACACUUCACUGCUGUACCUUUCGGACUACAGGACUGACUUUGGUGGUGGGCGAUUUGUGUUCGUUGAUGAACUUGCAAACAGAACUGUGGAGCCUCGGAUAGGUCGUGUUUCUUUCUUCACAUCUGGCUCAGAAAAUCUUCAUUACGUGGAAAAGGUAGAGUGGGGCACAAGAUAUGCCAUCACAGUCUCAUUCAGCUGUGACCCUGCCCAUGCCAUUGAAGAUCCUUCUUUAUCAUAGACUGGUUGGGGUCUUGAAGAACAGCUGCUAGAAAUAAACUGCUAAAAAUGGGGGGUAAAAAAAAGCAAAUCAGUUGUAUACUAAAAAAAAACAUUGAUUUUUAAGUAAAAUUGAAAGUCAAAUGUGGAGGGCAUACCACAGUAUUGAAAAUUGGCUUGGGUCCACUCUCUGACCUUUAACUGUAUUCCUAAAAUAGUUUCUAUUUAAAGGUAUUAUUUUUGUGUUAUGAUUCUGAGUCACACUGUCAAAUUAUGUAAUUAUGAUUUGACUGCGAAACAUGGCAUUUUAACACAGCUGUUCAAUUGGUAUUCUUGAGUUUAUUGGAAGUGUUAACUAGCUGAGUAUUGAAACAACUGUUAACUAGUUGUCUACUGCUGUUGGACUCAUAGUUUAGAGUUCUGUUAGACUACUUUUUAGUCUUUAAUCAGAGUACCAGGUUUUUCAUAUUAAGUGGGAUCACCUUUCAAAUGUUCAUUCAUUAAAAAUGACAUCAGGUUGUCUCUCCAAAUUUAUUGUGCAGCCUUCAGGUCAGCAUCAACUCCUGCAACGGUGCCGUAACUGACCCUUAUCAGUGCUUGUGCCAGAGUGGAGGUACUGAAUGAAUCUGACAGAAUAAUUAGUGAGUGUUUAAUGCUUGAUUACUUAACUGAUUCAAGAUUUCCUGUACAAAACAAACCUGUGUAAAAUAAAUCUUUUCAAAUAAUUUUGUGAACAGCCUGAACAAAUUGUAUUUAUUGAAAAGAAUUUAACAC